AUGGGGGGCGGAAAGCAGCACAGGGGGCCUUUCCAGGGGGUCCGUGUGAAGAACUCGGUGAAGGAGCUCCUGCUACACUUCAGGAGCAGCAAACAGAUGUCCUCGGGCUCUGCCGCGGAGGAAGGCAAGGCACAAGGAGGACUGGUGAACUACGAGCAGUACACAGAGCUGAAGAGCAUACUAGGUCACAGUGGCAAAAGAAAGGCUCCCGAGCUCCUUUCUGAUGGACCUUCUUUCAAGCGCCAAGCUAAUGUUCAUACACACCUCCUGACACCACCCCAGACACCAACUUCUAUGGAUAACAUGGAAGAGACGCAUAAAAAUGACCCAAAGCAUGACAGCAAUUCUGAUCUUCUUCAGAACAUUAUAAACAUCAAGAACGAGUCGAGCCCUGUUUCUCUGAACACGGUGCAGGUUAGCUGGUUGCACGCUGUCUCCAGUCACGGCUCGCCCAGUGAACAGUACCAGGACAGCCUGGGAACACAGGCUUUCUCCCCGUCCCAGAAGUACCAGGUGUUCCAAGAUCACACCUCCCAGCAUAUGCUUGAUCCCCCGCAGCAUUACCAGUUCUCUCCGUCGCAGAACCAGGAUUUGUCACAGAGCUAUCCUUCGGAUGCCUCCCUGGAGUACAGGCCGUUUGCUGCCAAUGACCAGUCUCCUGGCUACCAGCAGAAUACUUUCGAGAGCCAUGAGCUGCAAUACUGCCCAUCACAGAGCUUCUCCUCUCUCUUGAAUGACUCUGAAGGCUCGGAGGGAAUCUCCGGUCCCCUCCAGCCGAUGACCAGUGCCCACCCGCAGGCUGAUGUUGGCCCCCAUGCUCCGAACUUCAGCUUGCUUUCCAAUAACAUCUGUGGUAAUCUGGAGCGCAGCGUCUCUUUGGUUACUUUGAAUGUCCCUCUACCUGACCAAAACAUUGCCAGAAGCACAGCGCAGCUGGGCAAGUCAUUUUUUCAAUGGCAAGUGGAGCAGGAGGAAAACAAACUGGCAAACAUCUCUCAAGACCAGUUCCUUGCAAAAGACUCAGAUGGAGACACGUUCCUUCACAUUGCAGUUGCCCAGGGCCGACGAGCUCUCUCCUAUGUUCUUGCGAGGAAGAUGGCUGCCCUGCACAUGCUGGAUAUUAAAGAGCACAAUGGCCAGAGUGCUUUCCAGGUUGCUGUGGCUGCCAAUCAGCAUCUCAUUGUGCAGGACUUGGUUAGCUUGGGGGCUCAAGUCAACACCACGGACUGCUGGGGUAGAACGCCGUUGCAUGUUUGUGCCGAAAAGGGACAUGCCCAGGUCCUUCAGGCAAUCCAAAAGGGAGCCAUGGGAAGCAAUCAGUAUGUGGACCUUGAGGCAACAAACUAUGAUGGUUUGACAGCAUUGCACUGUGCUGUUCUGGCCCAUAAUGCUGUGCUGCAUGAACUGCAAAACAGUCAGCCACCUCACUCCCCUGAGGUCCAGGAGCUUCUGCUGAGAAACAAGAGCCUGGUAGAAACCAUCAAGACUCUAAUACAGAUGGGAGCAUCUGUUGAAGCGAAAGAUCGCAAAAGUGGUCGCUCAGCUUUACAUUUGGCAGCAGAAGAAGCAAACCUGGAGCUCAUUCGUCUCUUUUUGGAGCUGCCCAACUACCUCUCUUUUGUUAAUGCAAAGGCUUACAAUGGCAACACAGCCCUCCACGUGGCUGCCAGCCUGCAGUAUCGGGUGAGUCAGUUGGAUGCUGUGCGCCUGCUAAUGCGAAAGGGAGCUGAUCCAAGUGCCAGAAACUUGGAGAAUGAGCAGCCAGUUCAUUUGGUUCCUGAUGGCCUUGUAGGAGAACAGAUAAGACGUAUCCUAAAAGGGAAGGCGAUUCAGCAGAGAGUGUCGCCGUUUUAAGCUCCAUGUUUCUUGGAGUUCAGCAACUCACACUCACUGUCAGUCAGGCAGUCCUAAUGUAUCUGUAAAUAGACCAUUUGCCUGGUGUGGGCAAAUGUUAGUUGUUUCUAUGAAACAAAAGUAUUUUGUUCACUAUCAUAUAGUGGGUUAUAGAAGAAUAAAAAAAGAAGACAGAAAAAAACAACAAAAAAACCCCCCAAAACCC
This is a messenger RNA of Antrostomus carolinensis (chuck-will's-widow), 2059 nucleotides long. It is a transcript of the gene NFKBIZ, whose product is annotated as NFKB inhibitor zeta. NCBI's taxonomy places the organism in Eukaryota, Metazoa, Chordata, Aves, Caprimulgiformes, Caprimulgidae. Gene Ontology annotation, molecular function: DNA binding; POU domain binding. The transcript is spliced from 11 exons. Bases 1 to 1854 code for a protein of 617 amino acids. The record is from RefSeq and is a predicted model, not a curated record. Gene Ontology annotation, cellular component: nucleus. Gene Ontology annotation, biological process: regulation of gene expression.